Molecule: messenger RNA, 5879 nt
Organism: Colias croceus (clouded yellow)
Lineage: Eukaryota; Metazoa; Arthropoda; Insecta; Lepidoptera; Pieridae
Gene: Alh
Product: protein AF-10
Exons: 26
Coding region: 314-3052 (912 amino acids)
Biological process (GO): regulation of transcription by RNA polymerase II
Cellular component (GO): nucleus
Molecular function (GO): histone binding; nucleosome binding
Source: RefSeq, a predicted model, not a curated record
UCAAUCAUUAAAUUCAACAUGGCUUGUUAGUGGAGCAAUCAGUUAUGACUUGUUUGUUGUUUUAAACAAUAAGAUACCAAAUAUAAAUUAUUGAUUUAUGUGAUUAUAAUUCCGAUUUUAUUUUAUUUCAUCAAUGGCUUUCAGUUUAGUGUAUUGACUUCGUUUUUUACGUUACCGCUCCGCGCAGGUGAGGUGUUAUGCUUAUACGAAAUUGGAAAAAGAUGAAUGAAUAAAGAUACCUGGAUAAUUUAUACUACAACAAUGAACGGAUAUUAUUUUCUCGUGGUUUUGAAGUAAUAAUGCUGAAUUCAAUAUGAAGGAGAUGGUAGGAGGAUGCUGCGUAUGCUCUGACGAGCGUGGUUGGCCUGACAACCCGCUAGUCUAUUGUGACGGAAAUGGGUGCACGGUUGCAGUCCAUCAAGCCUGCUAUGGGAUAAUUGCAGUUCCCACAGGACCCUGGUUCUGCAGGAAGUGUGAGAGUCCCGAGACUAAAGGCAAAGUCAGAUGUGAGCUUUGUCCAUCGAAGUCGGGUGCUCUGAAGAGGACAGACACCGGUGGAUGGGCUCAUGUUGUUUGCGCUCUGUACAUACCCGAAGUGAGAUUUGGCAAUGUAACAUCUAUGGAGCCAAUUGUGUUGCGACUUAUACCCCCAGAACGGUAUAACAAGACUUGCUACAUCUGUCAAGAUUUGGGCAAAACGCAUCGCGCCAAUGCUGGUGCUUGCAUGCAGUGCAACAAAUCUGGAUGUCGCCAGCAGUUCCACGUGACUUGCGCCCAGGCGCUCGGUCUCUUGUGCGAGGAGGCUGGUAACUAUCUGGACAACGUGAAGUACUGCGGAUAUUGCCAGCAUCAUUACAGCAAACUGAAAAAGGGCGGUAAUGUGAAGACCAUACCGCCGUACAAGCCGGUGUCGCACGACAGCCAGUCGAGCGACUCGAGCGGCGAGAAAGAGGGCGACGCUUCGCCUAUGGCCACUGGUAGCGGCACUCCCACGCACACCGCCAAGUCGAAAGGGCCCGGACGGAAAACAUCCCACUCAACGUCGGCCUCUAACAAGGGGACACCGGGCUCCGGCAAAACUCCCUCGCACUCCUCCCAGUCACAGGACAAGAAGAAGCCAUCUCCGAACCGCCGAGGCUCUUCUACCGGCGAGAUGGGAGGCGGCAGCAAGACCAACACCCCGGCCCCUUCGCCCCAGCACACCACUGAUAUUCAGGGGCAAAAAGAAGUCGGUGCGAAGAGCAAGACCAGUACCCCUGCUCCGUCGCCUCAGCGCACUCCAGAACCUGUGCAGGAGCAAACUAAAGCCUCGGGUAGUACGACACCAGGCGGUACGAAGGUGCCGGCGCCUGCCGCGUCGCCAACUGCGAAGCCGGUGGAGCCGGUCGGAGUGAUCAGCUCGGUUGCGUCCGCGACAGCGACGGCUGCAACUGCGGCUACUAUCACCCCGCCGCCCACAAGCGCUUCCUCUGCGACAUCGGUGGUGCAAGUGGCGACGUCGAAGCCGACCUCCUACCCAGAGUCGGUCAUUACCAACACCGAUGCGGUCGAGACCAAACAGACCAAGAAGCGCAAGGCCAUGUCGGCCGCCAACACGCCGACACCGACCGACUUCACGCCGACACCGCCGCCGCAAAUCCCACCGCCGCCGCCUCCACUAUCCGAGACUAGCACUCAAAAUUCAAGCGGCUCUUGGGACAGCGGCCAAACAACAAACGAGCCACACAUUGAUAUGGAGAAAGUGAUCAAAAAGGCUAAAAUGGAGGGUCCGGACGCAAUACCGGCUCCGAUGCACUUCUCAAGUAUCAGCCAGGGGCCGCCCCCGCCCGCUCACAGCCCGGCGUCGCAGCCCAGCCCUAGGCAUCUUCCGAGCCCCAUGCCGGGGCCGAGCGGGAUGGGCCAAAUGACAACCAUACGUUCGCCAUCGCACAUGCAGGGCGCGAAGGACCGCGACGUGCCCGCUUCGCUACUUGUGUCGGUGCCUUUGCCGUCGACCAGCCACGGCCUGCACUUCACACACCAUCCCCAGAUGGCCGGCCCAUCCGAUCUGGCGGGCCCUUCAAUGCUGUAUCUUCAAGCGCAGAAACAAGCCGCGAUGGAGCAGAACGUUCCCGGCCACUCCCCACUGAUGCCCGGCAGAAGCACCUGGCCCGGCCUGAACGUCGCCUACGAAAUGCAAGAUCCGAGCAAAACUGGCUUGCCAGUAGCCAGCAAGGACCCAUUGGGCUCAGGUCUCGGCCAAAUGCCGGCGGUACACCGUAACAAGAAGAGGGCCAUAGCUCACACCGCUACUUCCGUGGUUGCUAUGACCAACCCCCCGCCGCAGACCACUUUGCAAGUCCAAAACCUGGCCAGUGUGCGUAGGGCUCCGAUGCCGACCCCGCCGCCAAUGUACCACGAACCUAACAUAAAGGAGUCUCCACCUAGUUCUCCAGGACUAGAUCGUCCCCUGAAACCAAAGUAUGAGAAUAAAAUGAGCGGCGGUUGCAGCGCGCCGCACAUGCUGGGCAACGAGCUGAACCCGGAGAGCGGUGCGGCGGCGCGGCUGCAGGAGCAGCUGAGCGCGGAGCUGGCGGCGCACGCGGCGGGCACCGGCGGGCCCGAGCCGCUCGUGCCGCCGCCGCUCAUCAACAAGGCGGCGCCGUUGCUCGGUGCGAGCUCAAUCCGCGGCGGUUCAAGCGCGCAGAGCCUCGACCAGCUGCUCGAGCGGCAGUGGGAGCAGGGAUCCCAGUUCCUGAUGGAGCAGGCGCAGCACUUCGACAUUGCCUCGUUGCUGUCCUGUCUGCACCAACUCCGAACAGAGAAUGUACGUUUAGAAGAACAUGUUGGCAAUUUGCUUCAGCGGCGUGACCACUUAUUGGCUGUCAAUGCCCGUCUCGCAAUACCGCUCACCGCCGUGACCCCAGGUCCUCCGGAGCCCCCUCGAUGCCCACGCGAGGGCACUUCGCAAGUUAGGCCUCCGCCCCCGCCGCCAGUGCGAGCACCUGAAAACAUGAACGCUGAACGUCAACACCAGUCGCUUGCCAUGGAGCAACUUAACCGUUACUUUUGAACGCGUGAUAAGUAAUGGAGACUUAUUUGACCGUAGCUGAUAAUGCGCGAGGUACCGCCGAAGCCGCCCAGCUGAAAUGAGCCGGGCGGGCCAGCCGGGCCCAGCCGACCGGACCCGCUGCGGACCGUGCAGGCCUUCAUCAACUCGGAGCAGCAGCAGCGCCGCCGCCCCGACUUCUCCAUCGAGUCCAUUCUCAAGUACGACUAGACGCGCGGCCUGCUGCGCCCCGGCCCCAGCGCCCCCGCGCCCUGCGCCCUGCGCCCUGCGCCCGCGCCCGCGCGCAUUGCUCCCGCGCCCCCUGCGCCCCCGCGCUCCGGUCUAGCCCAAUUGUAGCUUAGGUGUAAUUGUGUUGUAAAUAAAGUGUGAUGGACGAGGAGUGGAUCCAAGAAUAAGACUGAGAGUUUAACCGAAACAGGGUCUAAAUUAAUGAAUUUAGACUAUCCGCGAGCGCGCCUCGUGCGCUGUGAGGGUUUUAGUCAGAGCAUGGCGACUGUGCACAUUUGAUUGCAAAUUAUGGAGAUGGUUAUCGUUUACACCGCACGUACAAAGCUUGGCCACUUGACGUAAAGACGUUUCACCGAACGGGAUGCAUUGUUCGAUUAGUUUGAUGUUUUGUGCAAAUAUAACCGAUAGCAAAUGUGAACAUUCUGUAUCAUAAUGUGGUACUUACUAUUGUGUCAACUUAAAUGUCUGUAUUGUAUCGUAACGUUAGAGAAAUGUUUAAACAGUUUUAAUGGUACUCGGUGUUUAGUAGAUAAGUUAUGUGUGUUUCGGUUUCCAUGCUUUAUGUUUUUAAUUAGUACGAGUUAUUUAAAUGUCUAUGCAAUGAUAAAUUAUAUAAUUUGUUAUACCUGUGCGAAAUAUUUUGUGGACCUGAAUUUUACUACUUUCUGACGAUAUAUAAAAAUUUAGAUAAUUGAAUUAAAUGUUAAUGAUAAUUUUAACUUGGUGUUUUUGUGUCUAUUAAUGAAAUCAGAUUAUGAAUGUUUAAGUGUGUGUUCUAUACCGAUAUUCAAUAGGCCGUUUAAGUGUUGUAGUGUGCAUAAUGUUAGCUAAGAGUUUCCUUUCAUUUAGCUAUUUCCAAAAAAAAAAAUAGAUGGUUAAAUUGUAAAUCUAAGAUCUAUGUAAGGUAUAUGGAUGUUAUAUUAUAUACAGAUUAGACCUUUAAUCAUCUCAUUAAGUAUAUUCGAAUUCAUGUCUAUUUAUUGCUGUAACAUCAAUGUGUGUAAUUCAAUAUUUUUGUAUAGAAAUAAAUAUCUAUGUUACAUUAGCACUUAAUUAUUACGAAUAUUAUGGUCGUUGUGUUUUAAAAUUACUUGGUGUAAAUAGUAUAUUAGUGUAAGGUUAGAUAGAGACUCAGUGUAUCGGCUACUUGCCCCGUGGGUGUUUUAAUGGAUUUUUACGAUCCCUUAGAUUAUGUAUGUUUAGAAAAAUUAAAGUCUUCAUAUUUGUCACUACGUUUGCGGUAAUUAAAUUUUUGCAAUGUAAGAGAGUCCCUUCAUGUUAUCGAUCGCGCUCCCACUUUCCCUAUAUUUUUUUUCAAAAAAAACUUCAUCUCUUCUUAUUCAAAUUAUCUUACUUUUGUAAUUAUAUUAUCUUCUGAUCAACGCGCUAACAAAUCGUUUGAGUUACUGAUUGCUUGAGUUCACCGUUUCAUAUGAACGCACACUCACCCACUUUUAAUCCUAAUAGAAAACUUUUUAUGACAUAAAAGAGACGGAAAAGGGUCUAACCAUAUUUUGUAUCAUCUAUAAAAUUGUUUAUGUAAGCGUCACAUAGGGAAACGAUGGGAAAGUAACAGGGAUCUAUUUAAGAUGAUUGGCCCUUAGUUUGCGCGGGCGCAUUGAGAUGCUCAUAUUAUGUAUAAUUUCCCUUUUUAAUAUAUUUUAUAAGCUCUGUGGGAGUAACGAAUUUUUAAUUAUUAUUAUUUCCCUAUUAACACUAACUUUUACCAAAAUCCGUCCGAUUGAUUUUAUUAAUUUGAUAUAUUGACCACGUUAUACAAAACGAAGAAUACAUUUUAAAUUAAUUGUACAUAAUAUUAUUUCCCACGGAGCUGUAUUUCUGGAUUGUAUACAUAUAGUAUAGCCAUUUUUAUUGACUAAUAAGAUAAUGUUCGUUUUAAAACUUUUUUAUCUAAAUUAUUGCAUAUGUAUAUUUUAAAUGACUUCACACAGUAAUUAUUGGGAUCUGUUAGAUUUUACUUUGAUGUAUUUGUAUAUUGCUCCAUUUUACCAUUUCUGUGUAUUGAAAUAUAGUGCUGAAAUAUCUUCUUGGAAUCAAUAGCUAGCGACAAUGUUUCGUAUAAUAAAGGCUACCUGGCACAAUAAAUAGAUAGUUGCAGAUAAAUACUUUCCUAAGUUAGCAUAAUUUCACGACGUACAGAUCCCAAACGACAUUCUCUUAUUUUAUAUUCAUCUAAGUGACGUAGAUUGCAUCGAGCUUGCACAAAUAUAUUUUUGUAAAUACAUACUUAUAAAUUUCAUUGCAUUUAAUGUUUCCAAAACGACCGGUCGAAGUGUAUUUUAUUGUUAUUAUUAAUUAUUUUAAGUAUUGACUUUUAAAAUUAUUGAAUUUUGACAUUUUUUUAUGCUAUUUGUUAAAUAAUUUAAUGAUGCCGAUAGCAACAGCUAUUCGUAUAUGUUUUAACGUCAUUAUUUUUUUACAUGUAAUAUACAUUAUUAUAUAGUUGAGACACGGACGAAAUAUAAAAAAUGUAUUUAAAAUUUUAAUGUUUCUGCACUCGGCUGGUUUAGAUAUAGAUAAAUUAUUUGUCAAUUGUCAAAUGUACCAUUAUCCCUAAAUAAAGAUAUUCAAUAAAGUAUGA